UGUAACUGUGGGUUUCCUGCUGGAUCACUCAGUCCUGGGGAAGGGGAGCUGGAGCAGGAGUUGGGUGGGAAAGUUCUAAGUCCCAGCUGAUCCGGACCCGGGGAAUGACGGCGCUGGGAGUUCCGGGUGGGCGCGGUAAGGAACAGCUGAACUCUGGAACCAGAGCAGAGCCCGGUACGGAGUCAGGGGGGAACACACAGUCAAAACUACAGCGCCGCCAGGACUGGAUACCAGCGCACUCCGGUUGUGAAGAAUAGAGAGCCAGGAGAUGGAGGGACUUUGGGAAUUCCUGUUGAAGCUGCUGUCAAUAUGGCUGAUUAUUGGGAUCACACUCAUUAUGCUGCCCGCCAUGUUUGGGGUUUCAUUGGGAAUAACCGAACUUUACAUGAAAAUUCUGGUCAAGACUCUUGAGUGGGCGACUCGGAAAAUACAAAAAAGAGCACAGGAGCAGCCUGGCCGCCAUUAUUCUCCUUCCAAUGAAAUCAUCGAGAAGCGUGAUAAAGUGUCACUGGAAGAAGAGAUGACAGAAUUGAGACGCUUUUCGAAUCGAAAUAGGCCUCUUCAUGAAGGUGACUUUGACAUGUCUGAUGUGAUCUACUUCUCAAAAAAAGGACUUGAAGCUAUUGUUGAGGAUGAAGUGACCACUCGAUUCAGCUCUGAGGAGUUGGUCCUGUGGAAUCUGUUAACAAGGACUAACCGAAACUUUCAGCAUAUAAGUGUUCGUCUGACUAUACUAUGGGGUUUGGGAGUUGGGUUUCGAUAUGGAGUCCUCCUGCCCCUACGGAUUACUUUGGGUCUGAUUGGCAUUAGCUGGCUGGUGAUUGGGACCACCUUUGUAGGACAACUGCCAAACAGCAGUGUGAAGAUGUGGCUUAGUGAACUUGUACACUUGAUGUGCUAUAGGAUAUGUGCAAGAGGAUUGUCUGCAACGAUCCAUUACCACCACAAGGAAAACAAACCCAAGAGAGGAGGCAUUUGUGUAGCCAACCACACGUCACCAAUUGAUGUCGUCAUAUUAGCCAAUGAUGGAGGCUACGCAAUGGUUGGACAAGUCCACGGUGGGCUGAUGGGAAUCAUUCAGAGGUCAAUGGUGAAGGCUUGCCCACAUGUCUGGUUUGAACGAUCUGAAAUGAAAGAUCGCCAUCUCGUUUUAAAAAGACUAAGUGAUCACAUUGCAGACAAGACAAAAUUGCCAAUUUUAAUAUUUCCUGAAGGUACCUGCAUAAACAAUACGUCUGUGAUGAUGUUUAAAAAAGGAAGUUUUGAAAUAGGAGGAACAAUAUAUCCUGUUGCAAUCAAGUACGAUCCUCAGUUUGGUGAUGCAUUUUGGAAUAGCAGCAAAUAUGGAAUGGUGUCCUACCUGCUCCAGAUGAUGACCAGCUGGGCCAUAGUCUGCAACGUUUGGUACCUGCCUCCAAUGACCAGACAGGAAGAUGAAGAUGCUGUGCAGUUUGCCAACAGAGUCAAAGCGGCUAUAGCUCAGCAGGGAGGCUUGGUGGAUCUCGCCUGGGACGGAGCUCUGAAGAGAGCCAAAGUCAAAGACAGUAUGAAAGAACAGCAGCAGAAAUUCUACAGCAACAUGAUCAUUGGGAAUGAAAGCAGCUGAAGAAAAAUGAAAUGUUAGUCCCUCCGUCCUUAUGGUCAUUGUUUACGUCUUUAUGCCACUUGGGUUUUCAAUGAAUGCCUUUUUAUUUUUGUAAACUGAGCAAAUUUAUACAUUGAGUCCCAAAUAGAACAAUAUACACAAAUGGUAAAGAUUCAAAAUUGUUUGUUUUGUUUAGUUUAGCGACAAAUCUGAUUCGUUAGUAGAUGAUUAGUGGAUUUGUUUUAGUUGGUCUGUGUCCUUGCAAGCAAUGCUCCUGUUUAAUAUAUGUGAUGGGAUGACAGGCCUAAGACAAAAUCCUCAUCUUUAAUGGAUUUCUGAAACUGUGAGAUGCUAACCAGCUUUGUCUCGGCUUCCAACACUUUUCUGUGCAGCUUGGAAAACACUGAGUAGUCUUGAGGGUGCCCUGAUCCCAGAGAGGAAUUGAUGUGUUGUGUUACGUGUGUUGGAAAUGCUGCAAAGACUGCACUCUUGAUCAGCAGACUGACCGUUAAUACUAUUUGAUAAGGAAAGCAUGACAGGGAAAAAACGUGGUUUUUGAAUUUUAUCUGUGUUUACUUGGCUUCCGGUGGCUAUUCUUUCCGUAUCUGAGCUCUUGCCCUUUAGGGUGUAGCAGACAAUCUAAAAUCAAGCCACCUUGUUUCUCCUGCAUGCAGCUCUGAAAUAAUAUCAUCCGAAGAAAUGCCAGUUUCCACAUACAGGCAACUGACUUCCAGCUUCUACCUCACCAGCUACUCUCUCAAAACACUCUUCACACACUCUGAUUUCUCACUGCUUGUGUGACAUCCAGUGCUGAAUGAGCAGAACUUUGCUCCAACUAAUUAUUGGUUCUGUCCCCUCACCACCGACUCUGUUGCUGUCACAGAUUAGUGACAUGAAUUAGGAGUGGGAAUAGGCCUGAACUUCUCUGCAUAUCGCCGCCAUAUCACCAAGGCAACCAACUUCCACCUCAGUGUCUCUGCCAAUAGCUCAACUUUGCUGCUGUUGAAACUUUAAGCUGUGUCUUUCCUACCACCUAGACUUUUAAAAAAUGUAUUCAUGGGAUGUUGGCAUUGUUGGCUGAACCAGCAUUGUUCCAGUGCUGUUAUGACUGAUGUCUCACUGUUCACCUUGCAUGGACCUGAACUAAUGCAACAGUGCUGCCUAUCACCCACCCUAAUAUCUCCCUAUGUAGCUUGUGUUAAAUAUGAGUAAUACUUCUGUGAAGCACUUUGAGACAUCUCAGCACAUUAAUGGCACAAUAUCAAAGCAGGAUGUUAGCUGUUGAAUGUUUUCUGCUCAUUCCACGUAGUUUAAUUUUGGUUUUUGGGAGGGGGUUUGGUCCUGGAAAGCUAAGUGGAUUCUGAAAUCUGUAGAUCUUCUAAUAAAUCAGUUGGUGCCUAAUUUUACUGCCAAGAUGGUGUACAGAACCACAGCAGUGGACUAGAAUUUGGUGAUGUUUGAAAUGAACAUUUCUGGAACUAUAAUAGCUGCAGGUCAUUCUUCAUCUUUACUUUGAGUGGGGAUGGAGUUUGUUCUGUUAUGUGUAGGGCUACUGUGGCUACCAUACGUAACUGCAGCUUCUUUGUACAAAAGAAACUUAUCCUGCAGCUAUUUUCUCAGUUCAUAACCACAUUCCAUAACACCGAGAGAAAAGUAGAUUCUCCUAGUUUAGUACAAAUUCUAAUGUAAGUAUACGUAAAAUGCCAAGUAUGAUGUUAACAUACAAAUAUUUCAUGAUGAAAGUUGAAUUGACAUAAUAAAAUCAUAUAAAUAUU
This is a messenger RNA of Chiloscyllium plagiosum (whitespotted bambooshark), 3360 nucleotides long. RefSeq names its product glycerol-3-phosphate acyltransferase 3 (gene gpat3). NCBI's taxonomy places the organism in Eukaryota, Metazoa, Chordata, Chondrichthyes, Orectolobiformes, Hemiscylliidae. Gene Ontology annotation, cellular component: endoplasmic reticulum. Gene Ontology annotation, molecular function: glycerol-3-phosphate O-acyltransferase activity. Gene Ontology annotation, biological process: triglyceride biosynthetic process. The record is from RefSeq and is a predicted model, not a curated record.